Messenger RNA from Aricia agestis (brown argus), 2012 nucleotides. RefSeq names its product nucleoporin Gle1 (gene Gle1). The coding region runs from base 73 to 1977 and encodes 634 amino acids. Gene Ontology annotation, cellular component: cytoplasm; nuclear pore; nuclear pore cytoplasmic filaments. The transcript has 4 exons. The record is from RefSeq and is a predicted model, not a curated record. NCBI's taxonomy places the organism in Eukaryota, Metazoa, Arthropoda, Insecta, Lepidoptera, Lycaenidae. Gene Ontology annotation, molecular function: phospholipid binding; inositol hexakisphosphate binding; translation initiation factor binding. Gene Ontology annotation, biological process: regulation of translational initiation; regulation of translational termination; poly(A)+ mRNA export from nucleus.
CUCAACAAUUUUGUAAAUAAUUUAUAGUUUGUACCUAUUACUUUUGGUCUUUGGAGGUAAAUUAAUUAGACAAUGGCUCAAAGAUGUAACGGGUUUGAAGACGUUUCAAGGUAUGGCGAUAUUAAUGUUUCCGAGCAGCUGGCAGAUUUUGAAAAAUUACGUGUUUCUGCCCUAAAGAACGCUGCAGAAAUAAGUCAUCUAGUAACAGAAGUAACAAUAGGACCUAACAGAAGUGAAAAACCAAAAAAGGAAAACAUGGCCCCUGUAGAUAGCACCAAAAUAUCAGAUUUAAUUGUUGACAAAUUCGGUGAAGACCUCCGCUACACGUUACGUUUAAAAAAAUGUGAAGCUCAAUUGCAGGAGAAUUCUGAAGAUUUAUUCAAAAACUUAGUUGAAAAAGUGAUCACUGCCUAUACAGAUUCAACACAUAGGUACUGGAAAAAACAAAGUGAUAAAUGGAAAGGAAAAUCAUUAGAGUUAAGAGCAAAAAAACUACAGAUGGUGAAGCAAUUGCAAGAAAACGACAAUCUUAAUAUUUUAGAAAAAACAAAAUUAGAUGAGAAAAAGUGUCAAAUUAUUAAUUCCCAGACUAUUGAAAACAUGAAUAGAAUUUUAGAUGAACAAAACAAAGCAACAGCACGCUUUGCGGCAAUAACAGACAGCUAUACAAAAGUCUGCUUUUGUUACAACGAAAUAUUGUCACUGGCUCAAAAUGACACAGUAGCUAAACAAGUAUUUGAGAAAUAUCUGCAAGAGAUAAACAAUGUCAUUGCCAAUAUUAAGAGCAUCAUGGACUUUUGUGAAAAUGCCACCAUAUCGGAACAAGAAGUUUCUCAGGCUGAGGUAGAGUAUAAAAACAUUAAUAAAAUUAAACAUAGUAUUUUGAGGGAUAUAGAAGCUGUGCAACAACAGGAGCAAAUAUUACGUCAAAAGAAAGAGGAUGAAAUGAAAAAACAAAUAGAAGAGCAAAGGAUAAAGGAAGAAAAUGCAGCACAUUCUGCUAAGCUCCAAAUGGAAGAAAGUAAAAAAAUGCAUCAAACAUUUUAUUCUGAAAAAAAUUAUGCAUACUACAUUGAACUUGAUAGCUUCCUAAAUAAUUAUGAACUCAAAUAUAAGAACCUUUUAGAAAAUACUAGUUUAAAAAAGUUUAGGUUUGAUUGUCAGAAAGCUGUAAACACUCCCGUUAAUGCCUUGUCGUCAGUCAGCGGCACUCAUAUAAGGGACAAAUACACAAAGUUAGCUAAAUUAUUGAACGGUGAAAGAGUUCAAGUGCUGGACACAUAUGUUAACGCAUCUGAGAAUCCCCAGGGGGUAUUCUAUUGUACUGCAUUGUUGGCCAAGAAGAUUGUAAGACAGGGAGAACUUUUGGUCUCCAGCAAUCCAGAAGCAGCAUUUCCUCUUGCCGCUUUAACUGUAGCGCUGUGGUCACAAUUCCCAGAAUUUGGGAAAUUACUAGAAGCAUAUUUCCACAGGUACUGUCCUUACCUAGUUCCGAUGCUGCUACCACAAAAGGAGGGGCAGAGUGACAAGGACUUUUAUAUAUCUAGAGGUUACACUUACAAUGAUGAGGGUGUUGUUGAGAAGCAAGAUAAAUUCCUAAGAAGAAUGUCUGGUAUAUUUAGAUUACGCAGUGCCAUUUGGAUUGCAAAAACACCCAGAUUUUUAAAUGCUGCAAACCCUAACGGCUUACGAUACGGGUGGCAAUGGCUUGCAUCAUUUAUCAACUUAAAAGCAGAGCCAGAUAUUUGUGCGACACUAAUCUUAGAUUUCUUCACAGUUUGUGGCUCAGAAUUCUACAAAACCUACGGAAAACAAUGUGUAAAAAUGAUAAAAGUCAUAAGCACAGAGUAUAUGGCGAUUCUUGGAAAGAUUGAUGAGGGUGGACCCAAGACAAGACUUGAGCUGUUCCUUCAGAAUGUUUUAAAAACAGGCCACAUAGAGCCUCCAAAAGGUCAACUGCCGCAAAAUACCUGGUAAUGAAAUUGUCUUUAUUGUUACACUAGAUAUUAUUG